AAUAAAGGGCUUGGAACUUUUGUUCCUCUGAACAAACAAAUCUGCGUUGGACGCAGUGACUUCAAGCGUCCCCCUCGAGCCGUAAAACACCGUUAAACUUGCAGUUGGUUUUAGAAUUCGCGUGCGAUGAAAAACGUUGAAACUCCAACAGCUUCGACGGUUGGGGAACAUUCAACGGUUCUGAAGUCAGGAGUGAGAGAUGUUUGCAGAUCCAGACCAAAGCAUGGAUGCUUGGGACAGUUCCCUACCCGAGAGCAUCAACCCUAAUAACUUCCCUGCCAAACUGUGGCGUUUGGUGAAUAACCCAGUAAAUCAAGCCAUCUGCUGGGACAGAGAAGGCUUUGUCGUCGUCAUCGACCAGCAUCUCUUCGAGGAGAAGAUCCUGUCACCUAGCAGCAGCAGCAGCAGUGCCUCGGACAACAAAGACGUCUUCAAAACAACCAACUUCUCCAGCUUUGUUCGUCAGCUCAACUUGUACGGCUUCAAGAAAGCCGAUGCCAACAUGAGAAACUGCCACGCGGACCAGCCGCAGUUUCACUACUUCUACAACCCGAACUUCAAGCGGAACCACCCUGAACUAGUCACGAGUCUGCAGAGGCUGACUGUCCACAACAAGGCCAAGAUACAAGCCGGUCUGGAGGUGAAAAACCGGGGUUCGAGCAGACACCUGCAAUGCAGUGGUGAUGGCCUGGAUAAAGACGUGAAAAGAGGCAUGUGUCACAGCAUGACUCAAAGGCACACCCACAAGGAGUCAACUUAUCCAUACCCUCCAAAUAAAGCUCAGGCCGCGCCGGCUCACAAUGGAACCCCAGUCCCACCACGGUUCCUGACAAGAGGUCACGGUGCUGCUCUUUCGCCUAGCGUUUUCGCUGCAAACAAAGGGAUUCCUGUUUCUCUGAGCCCAAACUACACUGGAGCGGCCUCCAGCUCCAACGCUGUGCUCCAUUCGCAGGGUUUAUUGACCUGCACUAACUGCGGGAAUCCAAAUUUCCCAUACAACCUGCCGUUUCAGCCUGGCUACUAUUCCCCACUUUACUCGUGCUACCAUCAGAACCUUGUGGCAUCACAAAUGGCAAGCAGUGGUCUUCAGAAUAGUCCCUUCCCCACCCAACGUCACUACCAGGCGAGCUGCCUUGUGAAUACGUUAGGUGGUGGGGACAACAAUCUGGACUCAAAGAACAAGGAACACCAGGAGGUGAAAAAAUUUAACAUUAACAUGGACAGCAUUUUCCAGAUUGCAGAUGAGAUGAUGCAAACUAGGCCCAAUAGCAGCGUAAUUAGAGUUGUGACACCGGACAAGCCAGGCGCCCUGUCAGUGCCGCUCUCCGCCAACAACAACGACAUCAUCAUUAAGUCUGUGACAGGCUCCGCUGAUCUUUUUGCACAGCAGGAGCUAUCUGGGAACACACAACCAGAGCAAGAGCUAAAAGACACCACAUUAGAGGUUACCGUUGAUGAUGCAAAGGACUGAGGUUAGAGGUGAUGAAGUUAACGACACUCUGACGGACACCAGUCAGGCUGACAGCCGUACCCGCACAGGAACUGCACCUCAUUU
Molecule: messenger RNA, 1555 nt
Organism: Pungitius pungitius (ninespine stickleback)
Lineage: Eukaryota; Metazoa; Chordata; Actinopteri; Perciformes; Gasterosteidae
Gene: hsf5
Product: heat shock transcription factor family member 5
Exons: 6
Coding region: 200-1471 (423 amino acids)
Biological process (GO): regulation of DNA-templated transcription
Molecular function (GO): sequence-specific DNA binding; DNA-binding transcription factor activity
Source: RefSeq, a predicted model, not a curated record